Molecule: messenger RNA, 2409 nt
Organism: Danaus plexippus (monarch butterfly)
Lineage: Eukaryota; Metazoa; Arthropoda; Insecta; Lepidoptera; Nymphalidae
Gene: Miga
Product: mitoguardin
Exons: 9
Coding region: 278-1843 (521 amino acids)
Biological process (GO): mitochondrial fusion
Source: RefSeq, a predicted model, not a curated record
UAAAUCCAUCUCUCUCUGUACUUUCUCUUUCAGUGACCGGGAAUUUUUAAUUUUGCUAAUAUUUAAUAUUUAUAAAAAUAAUAUUGUAUGAAAGCAUAAAUGAGAAACUGUGUAUAUAAAAAACUUAAGUGUUAUUUAUUGGUUUAGUAAGAAACUACACGUUUGCCUGGUUUUAAUUGUAUAUUGUCUUGACAGAUAACCUUAAUUUUAAUUUUCAUGUAAAUAAAAUAGUGUGAGGACAAUUUACUGACUUGAGUAGUGUUAGUGUUAAAUCAAAAUGCAGCAUUUGUUACAAGCUAGUCCCAUACUGGAUAGAUUGAAACAUAUCCAGCAAGUGUUGUCAUAUAAGAUACAGCUGACAACUUCACAAAAGGUUGUACUGUGGAGUUUAGGAGUAGUGGGCACAAGUGCGGUAGUUGUAGGUGUUUUGUCACGGUACUUGGCGAGACGUCGGGCAAAGCCUAUUUUUAAUCCUAGAAUUCAAAGAGCAAUCAACAAAAGAUUGUCUAGAAUGAGGAGUCCCAAUGGAGGAAUGGGAUCUGUUGCUAGCAGUGGUGGUCGGAGCAGCCCUCUUGGAUUUAGUGAGAGGCUCUCAAUGGCAUCUGGUUCUAUUGGCUCUGGUGGCGGAGAUGCUGCGCCUCUCUCUCCGCAGCAACUUGGUGUAAUGGGUAUGGAGGCGUUAGAGACGAGUAUAAAUUAUUGGGAGGACGCGUUGGCUGCGUUCUCGAUGGGAGCCCGCGGUGGAGUGUCGGGGGCGCUGGCGCUCACCUCGCCCGAGGAGGCUGAGUUUUGUAGAGAGAUACAGGAGUUACUCCAGAACGCGUAUAUGCUGCAAGAGCGCUGUGAACUGCUGUUCCUCGAUCAGCGGUCGGUGCUGUUUCGUUCGGAGAGCGGCGGCGGGGUGGAGGGUUCAGGGCGGCGCACCAGACUACUGUCCUCACAUACAUCAGAAACCCGCAAGGAACAUCACUCCAGCGCCGAGUCCUUCGCCUCCGCCGAAGACCAGGUUGCCGACUUGCGGGAGUUCGACGACUUGGCCGAGUCAUUCCCAGAGAUAGAGAAGCUGGAACUGUACCAAGCGGCCGUUAAGCAGUUGGAACAUGGCAUUCCUUGCAGGACGGUUCGGUCGGAGGUGUUGCAGUGCGGGUCGGAGGCGGAGUUCCUCUGUAAGCUGCACUGCGUCCGGUCCGCGCUGGACGCCGCGCUGGGCGGGGCGGGCGGCGGGGCGGGACGCGCCUGGCUGGUGGACGCCGGCCGACAGGUCCUCACAGACCUGCUUCUGUAUGCUGAUAAGGAGCCCAAGGAGUUCCUGGUGGCUUACGAGGAGAUGGUGUCGUGGUCGAGCGAGCCGUCAAACUGGCCGGUGGUGGAGGCGGAGCUGAGCGCCAAGGGCGUGCGGGUGCUGUCUUUCUACGAUGUGGUGCUGGACUACAUCCUGUUAGACGCGUUCGAAGACCUCGCCGCGCCGCCCGCCUCCGUGCUGGCCGUCGUCAGGAACCGGUGGCUCUCGGACGGGUUCAAAGAGAGCGCGUUGACAACAGCUGUGUGGUCCGUCAUCAAAGCUAAGAGGCGUUACCUCCAGUACCCCGACGGGUUCAUGGCGCACUUCUACUCCAUAUCGGAGCAUCUCCUUCCUGUACUGGUCUGGGGUUUCCUGGGACCCCGGGAACGGUUGAAGGACGUCUGCGAAACCUUCCAGGCGGAGAUAGUAGGCUUCAUAACAGAUAUAUUCAGUUUCGAAAAAUCCAGAUACACGACGGUGGAGGACCUCGCCGAGGACAUCAUGCAGCACGCGCGCACACGAGCCGCUAACCUUACCGACAAACUGGCCGAGAGAACAUAAACCCGUUAGAUAGGAUGCUCCUACAUAAUCAAGCUAUAUAGAAUACCUCUCUACUGUGCUGCCGAAGCCCACGAGGAAGCUCGCGGGCUUCGAGAUCUAUGCAUUAAAUUAAUUUUUAUAAAUCGAGUAGUACAUUCCGCAUGUUUAUUUAAAUAUAUUUAAGGGCAUAAAAUGCAAUUUGAACAUUUUAUAAUCUGUGCAAUAAUCUAUCUAUAUUAAUUAUGAAUCUGCAUUUACUUGACGCUUGUCAGUAGCAUAUGUACUGCUUCAGAGGUAUCUAUUAUAGCGUUUUUGUUAUAGUUAUUGUAAGAAAAAGUGACGUACACAUGUACUUCCUGUGACAAUUCUAUGUGAGAGCGGACAGAGCAGAGGAUAUAUGGAUUUAGUGAUGUUGAACAUAAGAUUGUAUUCUAAUAGUAAUCAUAGUCCGGACUCCGGACGAGGUUAACAGAUGUUAAAAGGUAAAAUAAUGUUUACAAUAAUCUACAUAUAUGUAUGUAUGUCCGUUUAAGUUGUUGUUAGCGGACGAGCUGUUUAUUGUUUUGUAAAUAUAUUUAUUAUAUCUG